AUGAGCCCUCCAACAAUACUGCCUGUGGGGUCAAUCAAAGAGCUCGCUCAAACCGCGGCGCAGUCCAACAAAGAACAUCAGUAUGCACUCAAAGUCUAUACCGAACGAUUGCAGGCUGAGCUCGACUCGGUUGAUAAAUUGUUGUCGGUGGCGGAAUGUGUGGAAGACGAGGGCAAUGGUGGCUCCAAAGGGUCUAUCCUCAUCCCUGGAUCCAAAAGACCUACCGGACUUUUAUCAAGCGUAGAUUUUACCGCAGAGGAUUCCCCUUUCAGGGCCCAUAGUGAACGACGCAACCGAUUCAUUGAACUCACCGAGAUGCAUCCUAUGAAAUCCAAGGAGUUGGAAAGCCUAGCAGAAGCUGUUCGCACCGAAAAUUAUCGCAUAUACGCUUACGAAUCACAGAGACGAGGUCUUCAACCAUUCUUUGGUGCGCAUGAACAGCCUAAAAAUCUCGAGAUCAAUAAAGAUGGCCUCGAGUGGGAGCGAAUUGCAGAAAAAGUAGAUUCCGAUUCAACUUCCGCUAUCACCCGCACUUCGAUGGAAUGUGAGGUUCGUUGGUUAGGGGACCGUCAUCCGGAAUUCAACCAUACGACCUGGAUGGGCGAAGAGAUUGCCAAAGCUCGGGCACUUGUAACUGAUGUUCCGGAAGGCCAGGUGGACUGGUACGAAAUUGCCAAGAAACUCGGGACGAAUCGAACGCCUCUGGAUUGCAUGCGCCAUACGAUUCCCCGUGCCACCCAAAGUUGGACAGCAGAUAAUGACCACAAGUUAAUUCAAUCUGUGGAAAGAUAUGGCACAGAAAACUGGCAUUUGGUUGCUAGAAAUGUUUCUGAAAACGCUCAACCUGUUCAAUGCCAACAUCGAUAUCUGCGUACUCUGGAUCCAUUGCUGAAGAAAGGCAAUUGGACGCCAGAGGAAGAUCAGAAAUUGCGCCAGGCAGUUGCCUUCUAUGGACACGCCUGGAUCGAGGUUGCAUCAGUCAUUCCUGGAAGGAACAACGAACAAUGUCGUGACCGAUAUUCGGAGAGAUUGAACCCGAAGAACGCGAGGGGCAAAUGGACCGAGGAGGAGGACGAAAAGCUACUCUCUGCUGUCGCGGAGUUGGGUGAUUCGACAUGGAAAGCGAUCAGUGAUAAGGUCGGGACUGGCCGUACAGACAAUAUGUGCCGUCACAGAUAUCAACUAUUGAAAAAACGACCAAGCGUAACCACGACGACGAUGACGACGACGACGACAGAACCGACCGCGGCAGCAGCAUCAGCGACAGAUAAUCCUGAAGCGGGGCCUUCGACGUCUGUUCCCUCGGGAGAGCUCGUUACGUCAAAACCAAAACCACGUCCUCGCAUAAGGAAGAAA
This is a messenger RNA of Heterobasidion irregulare TC 32-1, 1356 nucleotides long. RefSeq lists its product as uncharacterized. NCBI's taxonomy places the organism in Eukaryota, Fungi, Basidiomycota, Agaricomycetes, Russulales, Bondarzewiaceae. The record is from RefSeq and is a predicted model, not a curated record. The transcript is spliced from 10 exons. The annotation marks the transcript as partial.